AUGGUCAGACCUGGACUCUUCUUGAAGGACGUAGCGAAGUUUGCAAGCCGCGCUGAACAAGCGGAGCAGCGAGCAGAGGUGCUCGCGGCAGAGCUCGCUGCAGCAUCUGCUCGGCUGGCUGAAGUGGAGGACGGCGCCAGUGCAAAAGUGGCUGCGGCCGCCACCAGCCUUCGUGCCUCCGAGGCAGCUUGCCUGGCGGCAGUUGAAGCGGCGCAGGACGCCAACGAAGCACGACGACGGGUGGAGGAGGAGCUGCUGAAGGAAACGGCGGCGGCGAAGAAGGCGUCCAGUGACCAAAUGACAGAAGCGGCUGCAGCGAAAGCAGCUAGGGAAGAAGCAAGCCGCGUCAAAGCCCUUGCCAGAUCAAGGGCAUCCGCUCUGCACCAGAUGCGUGCUGAUUCGCAGGAGCUCGCGAUGCUGGCAACCUGCUUUGCCACAUGGCGCCUUUGGCUCGCCGAAACGCGCAUCAGCUCGGCAAAAGAGGUCACCGCUGCCAAGGCCAGACAGCGCGUGCGGAAUGGAAUUGAGUCAGCACUGAAAGGCACAGAGAUCGAGGUGAUGCACACUGUGAUUGCAGCAUGGCGCACCUCGUUGUGCACGCGACGCACAGUGGGCUCCCUUCAGGCAGCUCUCUUUGCGGAGGAGGCGGAUCGAGCUUCAGCCCUGCGGGCGCAGAGGAGCGAGUGUGACGUUCUCCUACUCCAGGCGGAGGCACGACACCGGAUAGCCUUACAGAAGCUCAGAACAGAGCUCGCAGAAGCUCAGGCCAAGCAGAAGGAGGCCUCCGCCGCAGAGCGUUUGGCCCUCCAGGCUGCUGUUCGAGCUGAAUCGAUUGGGUGGCCCUCAGCACUGGACUUGCCAGACACAGAGGACGAUCAUGCGUCAUCUCCUGAAACGGAGUGA
Molecule: messenger RNA, 903 nt
Organism: Cladocopium goreaui
Lineage: Eukaryota; Dinophyceae; Suessiales; Symbiodiniaceae
Source: the annotation of a GenBank genome assembly